Molecule: messenger RNA, 1994 nt
Organism: Pezoporus occidentalis (night parrot)
Lineage: Eukaryota; Metazoa; Chordata; Aves; Psittaciformes; Psittacidae
Gene: CASP6
Product: caspase 6
Exons: 5
Coding region: 19-783 (254 amino acids)
Biological process (GO): apoptotic process; positive regulation of neuron apoptotic process
Cellular component (GO): cytoplasm
Source: RefSeq, a predicted model, not a curated record
CCUGCAGUGCAAUACAAAAUGAACCAUCAAAGAAGAGGAAUUGCAUUAAUCUUCAAUCAUGAGCACUUUUUUUGGCAUUUAAAGCUGACAGACAGACGUGGCACUCUUGCAGACAGAAACAAUUUAAAACGCAGUUUGACAGACCUUGGGUUUGAAGUCAGACAUUUUGAUGAUCUGAAAGCAGAAGAUGUACUGCAGAAAAUUUCUGAAGCCUCCAAGGAUGACCACAGUAAUGCCGACUGUUUUGUUUGUGUGUUCCUGAGUCAUGGCAAGAAUGAUCAUGUUUAUGCAUACGAUACCUACAUCAAAAUCGAGACAAUCACUGACAUGUUCAGAGGAGACAAGUGCCAGAGUCUGGUAGGAAAACCAAAGAUAUUUAUCAUUCAGGCAUGUCGAGGUGAUAAACAUGAUGAUCCAGUUAUUGUUCAGGAUUCACUAGACGGUAGUGAUAAAUCCAUUGUCAAUGAGACUGAAGUGGAUGCAGCUGGUAUCUAUACCCUGCCUGCUGGUGCAGACUUUAUCAUGUGCUACUCUGUGGCACAAGGUUACUUUUCUCAUCGUGAAACUGUAAAUGGCUCCUGGUACAUUCAAGAUUUGUGUGAGGCACUUAGGAAGCACGGCUCUUCCUUGGAGUUCACGGAACUUCUUACUCUCGUUAACAGGAAAGUAUCUUAUCGCAAAGUGGAUAUAUGCAGAGACAUUAAUGCUAUAGGAAAAAAACAGAUCCCUUGUUUUGCCUCAAUGUUAACUAAAAAAUUGUAUUUUCAUCCAAAAUCUAAGUAGAUUGUUACUGAAUAAUGACAACCAUUAACUAGUACUCACUGCAGAGGUGAAAGACACACCAUCUUAGUUCAGGAGACUAAUAUUCUCCAAGAUUGUUUGCAAAAAUACUGUGAUCAGACAUUAUAGUUUGUAUACAUAAUAGUCUCCAAUUUUAAAGCUAGUUUUACAACUCUGUUCUUCUCAGGGAAUUUGGGAAAUGUUGAUCGGUGCAAAACUAUUAGGUGCUCAGAUUUUAUGGGAACUGGUAUUCUAGAUUACUUUUUCCCUUAAAAGUUUUUUGGUGUCUAACUAUGGCACAUUUUAAUAUUUGCAAAACAUUUCAAAUGUUGCAUUAGGUUAACUUGCUCCGAGAGCACAGUUGACAGGGAAUAUGUAGGGCAUCUUUUGAAAUUUGUGGACAAGCAGUAUCCACCUUCCAAUUUCUGUGCAUUUAUUGAGCUUUUUAGAUGUUGUUUUUCUCUCAGCACUAAAGAGGAGCUUAAUUACUUGAGUACAACUGUAGCAUUAAUACAGAUAGAAGACUGCUUUUUGCUUGCAACAUCAUUUAUGUUUGGGGCACAAUUACAGCUUGCUGGUGCUUUGUAUCCUCAGGAGAAAAGCAAGCAGCAGUUAAGUGAGACCAUGCACCACUUGCUUAGUGUGACUUCGCAUAAGCUCACCUUGCACAUAUCUCUAAAGCUGAAGCACAUCAUUUCAAGAUUCCAGGCUUACUUACAACUUCUGGUCAUCUCUAGGCAGCUCUGCAAAAUACUAUAUACGCAAGCCUUCGUACUAAAGACCUUGGUGCUGGAUCAGCCUUUUCCUCCUCUUGGCCUCAGAGGAGAUCAGCCAUACUGUCACUGUGUACAUAAAAGUGAUGGUGCACUUGUCACCAUAGGACAUUUCAGCAUAGGAUUGUUACUACUGCAGCAUCAGCAGUAGCUCAAUGAUACCGACUGGAAGCAAAUAUUUCUUUUAUUAUUUUUUACAUUAUUGGUACAUAUGCUUAACUCUGGGGGACAGUGGAGAAUUUGAGAAGAGUGUCUUAAUCCACUUUCCUGGGUAUGAUGUAAUUGAUUUAAUGGCUCUGCUUCAGUUAAAUCUUUCCAUAUGCCAUGUCCUGGCUCAUAGAUGUUGAGUCUUCCUACGGCUAUUUUUAAGCUUUGUAUAAAUCAUGUAUGUCUGAUUUUUUUAUAAAUUCUUUCAAUAAAAUACAACAGUGAAACAAAUUA